AAUUUUAUAUGAAAUCUAGUCAUGAACUGCGCUCUUUCCUUGUAUUUCCUUGUAUUUCUGUUCGCCGGUUUUCUGUAUUUCAGACUUCACAAAAUUGAUCCGCUUAAAAACUUCUAUGUUCAAUUUCCCGACCAAGACAAAUGCAUCCGUGAUUUAUUAUACCCGUAUAUCCAAGAUAGAAACAUCGAGCUUUUCGGCUCACUUCCACUAUUUAUCAAUCAAUGCUCAUACAAACAGCUUCGAUCGUAUUUCCAUUCUAUCCGAGAUGGCCAACAUUUAAGCAUUUUCUUACCUGUAGAAAAGGGAGGAGAUGAUGAUAUCCCUCCACAUGGAGAGUUUCUUUUUGCAGAGGACCAAUGUGUAAUUGUACAUGCUACAGAAAGAUCCGAUAUCAAAACGGAGCUGAAAAUGAAGAAAAAGUGGCCAUUAUGCAAAAUCGCGAAAGUCAGCACCCAAGCGACACCGGAUAAGACCAAUCAAAUCGAAGUGGUUCAGGCCAAACUGAAAUUGGCUUUCAAUGAAAAAUCGUUUAGCCAAGACAAAAGUUUUCUCGAUUUACACACUCUAAUGAGAGUUUUCCUAAAUAGUCGAUAUAUUGAAGCGUUGUACCUUGACGAAUCAGUUUCCCUUGAUGAAAUUCUGCAAUUUUCCGAUCAAAAAAGUUUUGCCAUGCUAUUUCCCGUUUGUCAGCUCACGGUGGUGCUUUUACAACCAGAAAAUACAUCAGAAGCCGCAGAGUUCUGGAAUUUUAUUCUAAACUUUGUUAUUGAUUCUCCACUAGUGUUGGUAUCUUCUCUGCAAAUUGAUCGGAAUAAAAUUGAUAUGGUAUUCUACAAUCCUGUUUACAAAUCUUGCAACUUCAAGCACUUGUCGAUUCCGUUCAAGAAAGGAGGAGUCAAAUUUUGAAACCAUUAAUUUUGUACGUACAUUUGUGUCAACAUUUUCUCCCCAUAAAUUCUUCAGUCCUU
Molecule: messenger RNA, 968 nt
Organism: Caenorhabditis elegans
Lineage: Eukaryota; Metazoa; Nematoda; Chromadorea; Rhabditida; Rhabditidae
Gene: H14N18.2
Product: DUF2726 domain-containing protein
Exons: 8
Coding region: 22-906 (294 amino acids)
Source: RefSeq, marked reviewed